Pistacia vera is the source of this 695-nucleotide messenger RNA. RefSeq lists its product as uncharacterized. Gene Ontology annotation, cellular component: nucleus; mitochondrion. Lineage: Eukaryota; Viridiplantae; Streptophyta; Magnoliopsida; Sapindales; Anacardiaceae. The record is from RefSeq and is a predicted model, not a curated record. The transcript has 5 exons. Bases 120 to 554 code for a protein of 144 amino acids. Gene Ontology annotation, biological process: mitochondrion organization.
UAUCGACAGGAUUAUAUAAACAGAUCUUCAGGUAUUCUUCGAGUCCUGAUAAGCAAACACUCAAACAUUUUCUCUAGAAAUUUCUAUCUUUCGUUGUUCAGCCGACGCUAUUAAACAACAUGCCUCGCCGAAGCUCCGGAGGAAGAUCUGCACCCCGCCCUGCUCCCCGACGUAGCGCACCCCCUACACCAGUUCAACGUGCCCCUCCUCCAGCUCCGGCUCAAAGUGGUGGUGGUGGAUCGCUGCUUGGAGGCAUUGGCUCAACCAUAGCUCAGGGCAUGGCUUUUGGUACUGGAAGUGCAGUGGCACACAGGGCUGUGGAUGCUGUCAUGGGUCCUCGAACCAUCCAACAUGAAACUGUGGUCUCUGAGGCUGCUGCUGCUGCCCCAGCUCCAACUACAAACAGCCUUGGCAGCCCUGAUGCCUGCGGUAUUCACUCCAAGGCAUUCCAAGAUUGCAUCAACAACUUUGGAAACGACAUCAGCAAGUGUCAGUUCUACAUGGAUAUGCUUGCCGAAUGCAGGAAGAACUCGGGCUCGGUGUUGGGUGCAUAAAUGCUACCCUUUUGCUUUGCCAUUUGAUGUUUAUUCAGCUAUGAACUCUUAUGAUAUUUUGAUGAUGAUGUAGCUGUAAUCCGGACGUGGUUGAGAAUCUACAGUUAAUAAUUUUUUAUUGGAAAGCCAUUAUUGAACCUU